GCAAACCAGCAAUAAUAAAAAAUGUAAUGAUUGCAGCCCGACAUUCAUUAAUACUUGUCCAAAGAUUGGGUUGGCAAGUAAUUUAUGAUAGAAAAAUGAUUGACCCACCCAGGCUAAGCGUUAUGACAAAGAAUGAAUUUGCUGUGCUUAUUAAAAAAAUUGAAGAGCAGAUACCAGCAGAUAGUAAUGAUUAUUAUAAGCUAUUCGAUGAGAGCUUAAAGGAAUUAAAAGAGAGCUUUUAA
Dentiscutata heterogama is the source of this 242-nucleotide messenger RNA. NCBI's taxonomy places the organism in Eukaryota, Fungi, Glomeromycota, Glomeromycetes, Diversisporales, Gigasporaceae. The record is from the annotation of a GenBank genome assembly.